Impatiens glandulifera is the source of this 866-nucleotide messenger RNA. RefSeq names its product 30S ribosomal protein S21, chloroplastic-like. NCBI's taxonomy places the organism in Eukaryota, Viridiplantae, Streptophyta, Magnoliopsida, Ericales, Balsaminaceae. Gene Ontology annotation, biological process: translation. Gene Ontology annotation, molecular function: structural constituent of ribosome. The record is from RefSeq and is a predicted model, not a curated record. Gene Ontology annotation, cellular component: ribosome. The transcript is spliced from 2 exons. Bases 69 to 620 code for a protein of 183 amino acids.
CCCUAGGCGGCCAUCAUCAUAGCCGACGCCAUUAGCGUCUGAAUCCGCUGAAAAAGCACUAUGAUGAGAUGAUCAGAAGAAGAACCAAGAUCGACAAUCAUACAUACAUGGCUGCUUCUUCAAUCUCCAAUUUCUUUUCUCUCUUCACCUCGUUAGCAUCGCCGCCCGUGAAACCUCUGUUACCUCACUUUUCCUUCUUCUCUCCGAUUCAAUCGAGUGAGAAACCUGACUUAAUAACCCCCCUGCGUGUAACCCACAAACCCAAUUAUGUGAAUUCCAUGUCGGUCGCGUUCCCAUCUCUCGCCAAUGCCAAUUUGAUGUUUUUCAAGUCUGGAUAUAACGUACAGAUCAUAGUUAGGGAAAAUGAUUCGGAAGAGAAGAUUGUAGGUCAGUUUAAAAGGGAGGUAAUGAAGGCUGGGAUCAUUCAGGAAAGCAAACGCAGGAUGUUCUUUGAGAACAAGCAGGAUGAGAGGAAGCGCAGGACUCGCGAUGCUGCUAAACGCAAUCGCCGGAGACGGCCUCAACAAAGAAUUGCAUUACAAGAUAAGCAGGAGGAGGAGGAGACCUCAAAGAGUAAGAAGAAACAGCAAGAGGAUGAAGAUAACUGGGAACUUCCCUGAAGAGAAUGUCUGCCCAUAUUGAUGACUGUUUCAGGAUUUAUCUAGUUUGGAUUCCUGCAAUACAUAUGUGUGUAAGUUUCCCUUCUUGAAUGGAUCUUGUUUUUCACUGAUUACUAUUCAACUUUCUUUUGUUCAAACAUGGUGUCUAACUUUGACUGUAAUAAUGCAACUUUGGUUAGUGAAGAUCUGGGAAUAGGAUAUGAUUGAAAAGAAUGGAAAACAAUUUGAAUGAUUUUUUCUUUUGAG